UUCUCAGACUUGGGGAAGGCUAAUGUUUCAACUGCUUAAAGCUUCAAUGCAAAAAGGACUGAGCCUCCCACUGUCCAGCACGCCUGGGAUGGGUAAUGGUGUGCAGGAAGGCUCUGUGCACCUGCGCGAGGAUGCCGAAGCUGUCCUAUCUGGGGCCGUCUCCUCAAAGAGAGACCACAGGCAAGUGCUCAGCUCCCUGCUGUCUGGAGCCCUGGCCGGUGCACUUGCCAAAACAGCAGUAGCCCCCCUGGACCGGACCAAGAUCAUCUUCCAAGUGUCUUCAAAAAGAUUUUCUGCCAAGGAGGCCUUCCGGCUCCUCUACUUCACCUACCUCAACGAAGGCUUUCUCAGUCUAUGGCGCGGGAACUCGGCCACCAUGGUGCGAGUGAUUCCUUAUGCUGCCAUCCAGUUCAGCGCACACGAGGAAUACAAGCGCAUCCUGGGCCGCUACUAUGGUUUCCGUGGAGAAGCACUGCCCCCAUGGCCCCGCCUUCUGGCUGGCGCGUUGGCAGGAACCACCGCUGCUUCCCUCACAUACCCUCUGGACCUGGUCAGAGCAAGGAUGGCUGUGACACCCAAAGAGAUGUACAGCAACAUCUUUCACGUCUUCAUUCGCAUCUCAAGAGAAGAAGGGCUGAAGACCCUGUACUUUGGGUUCACACCCACUGUUCUGGGUGUCAUUCCCUAUGCGGGACUCAGCUUCUUUACUUACGAGUCACUGAAGAGCCUGCACAGAGAGUACAGUGGCCGCCCGCAGCCCUACCCCUUUGAGCGCAUGGUCUUCGGGGCCUGUGCUGGCCUUAUCGGGCAGUCAGCCUCCUACCCUCUGGAUGUGGUGCGUCGGCGUAUGCAGACGGCAGGUGUCACAGGCCACCAGCACGGCUCCAUCCUGAGCACGCUGCGCUCCAUCGUACGUGAAGAGGGUGCGGUGCGGGGCCUCUACAAGGGCCUGAGCAUGAACUGGCUGAAGGGCCCGAUUGCUGUGGGAAUCAGCUUCACCACUUUUGACCUCAUGCAGAUCCUGCUGCGCCAGCUGCAGAGCUAGACCCACACAACAGUAGACGGUGAGCUGGCGGAUUGAGGGCAAUGCAGCCAUGUGCUGGUGGUGCCUUGAGGACGGGACCUGGCUUGGGGCUGCAGGACCCCCAUAGCAAGGUGCUGGCCCUCAGGGUGUGACAGUGAUGAUGGAUAUUGGCUGUGCCCCUCCCUUCAGUUCCUUGCUAGUGGCUGGUGAGUCUCCUAGGGCCAUUACCCAAAGGCCCCUAAGGGGUCAACUGCACUUCCUGGCCCUGUGUCCUCUGACCUGCUGCUGAUUCUAGUGCCCAUUGGCACACUGGGCUCAGAGCCCAUCCCUUGUUGCUAUGACCAUGCCUGGCCUGCAGAUGUGAUGGCCUUUUUUUCAAAGCCACACUCUGGAGGGUCACAGCUUGCUCAGUGGUGGCCGUACCUGUGUCCCUCAGUCCUCCACCAUGCCUGCCCAUCCUCUCCAGGUGACAGAUGGCUGCUCUUGCUCACAUAGCUUUUUCCCUAGAGUACUGUGCCCAUCUCAUUCCUGAGGGCUGCACCAGACCUUUGCCAGCUACUCGGCUUGUAACCUUUCCAAGAGGCCCUGCGGCCACCAGGCAAGGGGUCAGGUACAGACCCCGCUGGAGAUAUUCAUGUGGAAGUCUCUCACCUGGGAGUGUACCCCAAAGCACACCACCCAGGCCUCUUGCAGGCCCAAAGGCUCUCAUAUGCAUAGCACUCAUGGAGGUAGGGCUCAAGCUCUUGAAACUGCCCAACCCAGAACUCUGGGCCUCCUGUGGGUUCCUGGUCCCCACUGAGACAGUCAUUCAGCUAGGCCAAGUAAGGCCUAAGAUGGGUAGCCUUUCCUAUGUGAAUGAGUACAGAGGUAUCUGUGGCCUGGAAAGUAAAGAAAGGCCAGGGCACCUGGGGACCAACCAUCAGCCAGCUGACCCCAAGGACAACUCCCUGUGGUCUCCUAGGUGUCAUGGGAAUCUAAGGUCUCUCCUGAUGUCUGGGGUUCUUGAUUUAGAGCCUUUGAGACAGUUCUACCUAGUCAGAAGCCCUGGCUAGCCUGCUCCUCAGUUAUCUGGGCUAGCCUCUAACUUGCAGCAAUCCUCCUGCCUCUAGUUUCUAGUGUUCAUUUGUCCUGCCCCGGAUCUUCACACACAAAACCGCUGCCCUGUGCAAUUGGUUCUGGCUCAGCUGAGCUAGGUUUGCAUAGCUGGACGGCAGCAUCUCACAUGUAGGACCUGAGCAGUAUGGCUUGACCCCAGCUGUCUUCAGCCCUCCUUGCAGUCCUUGCUCUUUCAGUGUUUCUUACCUUGUGCCUGUGAUUCUUGGCCACAUCCCCGACUACUUUGCAGAUGGCUGACAGGCAUCCCAGCAGCCUGUGGUAGCUGAGAGAGACUGUCCUCUUCUGAGUGUUCUGCCUGGCCCCCAUACUGGGAUGGAGGCUAUGCACCCCACACCAGGAGGCUCCUGGGCCACCCCAGCAGGUAGCGCCAUGUGGAUGGUUGGGCCAAGCCCGACAUGGGGCAGCCGGCUGGGCAGGAGAGUUGAAGGUGUCAUGGGUUCCUGAUCUUCUUGUUUCCCCAUAUGCCUCCCAAGUAGGUUCUGGCCUGGGGGGCUCUUGGCCUCUGUGGCUGCCCUCUUCCAUGGUCAGUGUCUAGUACGGAAUUCUAUUUUGAUGCCAUGAAGACACUUUGUUUAUAUAUAAUGUUUAUAUAUUUUAAAGAUUUGUGCCAAGAGAGUAUAUUUAAUAAAAAUUUAAAUAAC
Psammomys obesus (fat sand rat) is the source of this 2781-nucleotide messenger RNA. It is a transcript of the gene Slc25a42, whose product is annotated as solute carrier family 25 member 42. The record is from RefSeq and is a predicted model, not a curated record. Gene Ontology annotation, biological process: transmembrane transport. The transcript is spliced from 8 exons. Bases 23 to 1045 code for a protein of 340 amino acids. Gene Ontology annotation, cellular component: mitochondrial inner membrane. NCBI's taxonomy places the organism in Eukaryota, Metazoa, Chordata, Mammalia, Rodentia, Muridae.